AUGGGGAACGUGUGGAGCUACUACGGCGACCGCGUUGCGUUCGAUAAGGCAGCGUGCUUGUCAUCGGGAGGAGCGUCACAUGGAUGCGCUCUCUUCUACACUUCGCUCAGACGGAGUGCUGCAAAAGUCGUGCUGCAACAAGAAGCAUCUGGGCUGACUUCGGGGCGUGAGGAAGUGCUCUUGACACUGGAAAACUGGGUCAGCGAGACGUCCAUUCUGUACGACCAGGAUGGAGAGUUUCCAGUGACUGUAGCCAUGCAACAAGAGCUCGUGUUUGACCCACAUAGUGGAGGUGCUACGAAGGACGACAGAGUUCCAUCCACACUUGAGGAAAAUAUCCUUAAAGGUUUGUGCUCCAACCCAUUAAGUACACCUGACAGCAUCUACAAAAUCAUGAUACAGCUCGGUAAACGUCUCGGAGGCGAUGAGUUUCUGCGUGCAGUGGGCAAAUAUCCGCGUGCGGUGCACUUGUUUGCCAGCCAACAACUCAUUGGACGCUCUGACGUAGCAAAUGCCUUCCAGAUGAAUGUGUUACGGGAAGAUUACAGUCAAGCCGCGGCGAUAGUGGGCAAGACCGCGUACGGAGAUAGCGUUCUUGACACAAAGCGCAAUCGACUCAAAGAAGCGUCGAAGCUCCUUCGAGUCUCUCUAAACACGUCUUUUCCUUCCAUCACGUCAGCGUGGUCACUAAGCGCAUCCGAGCUUCACAAGCAAUGCGUAGCUCGAUCAGUAGACUCAUUUAACCAAGUGAUGACGAAUGAGAUGCUUCAACUGCUCGAGACACAGCGAGCAAUGGAGCGCACCUUAGCGAUUCCCGCUGGUCUUUUAGUGGGUAGUUCUCUUGUGGAGACCAUCCAAAAGUUAGUGACGUUGCACCCGGUGCAUCGCCAAGCUUUGCUUGUGGCUGUAGAUUGUGCUGAGCAGUACACAGUCCCUCCUAGGCAAUUCUGGUGGACGUUGUUGCGUGUGCUAGCCCGAACGGAUCAAUGGGAAGCGCUGUUGGCUUUGGCAGGAGCAAACCGACCGCCCAUUGGAUACGUGCCAAUUGCUGAGGUGAUGCUGGACGACGGCAAACACGACCUAGCUCUGAAGUUGCUAGGUGCGAUUCAAGACACCGACGAACACGAACAAGUGUUGGCGCUACUAGCAGAAGACCAGGAUGGAAAAGGAGAAGAGCAGCAGUUUCAAGCUGACACAUUGUAA
This is a messenger RNA of Phytophthora infestans T30-4, 1203 nucleotides long. RefSeq lists its product as uncharacterized. The record is from RefSeq and is a predicted model, not a curated record. The transcript has a single exon. Gene Ontology annotation, cellular component: endosome; HOPS complex; cytoplasm. Lineage: Eukaryota; Oomycota; Peronosporomycetes; Peronosporales; Peronosporaceae. Bases 1 to 1203 code for a protein of 400 amino acids. Gene Ontology annotation, molecular function: actin binding. Gene Ontology annotation, biological process: vacuole fusion, non-autophagic; endosomal transport; intracellular protein transport.